Messenger RNA from Cladophialophora yegresii CBS 114405, 1173 nucleotides. RefSeq lists its product as uncharacterized. Bases 1 to 1173 code for a protein of 390 amino acids. Gene Ontology annotation, molecular function: RNA binding. The transcript has 5 exons. NCBI's taxonomy places the organism in Eukaryota, Fungi, Ascomycota, Eurotiomycetes, Chaetothyriales, Herpotrichiellaceae. Gene Ontology annotation, biological process: mRNA splicing, via spliceosome. Gene Ontology annotation, cellular component: U2 snRNP; U2-type spliceosomal complex. The record is from RefSeq and is a predicted model, not a curated record.
AUGGCCGACGAGGAUCUUCCGCCCGAGCGCGUUCAAACCGGCCUCCCUCAAGACCCGGCCGACUUUGAUGCUGACCCUCGCGUAUCGUGGUCACGGCUCGACAACAAAUUCAUCCUCGAAACCGAAGAGGGCAAUGAGUUCGAAUGGGACACUGCUCUGAAAAGAUGGAUUCCAGUGCUGGACCAGACACUGUUGGAUCAACAAGGCCAAAUCUACAGGGUCCCAGGAGUCGACGAUGAUGCUACCACGACUGCGCAGCAAAAGAAGAAGCGGAAACAACCGAAUGGCGAUGAGGUACGUUCACCACAAUAUGCACCGGAGCAAGCGUUGAGAGUGCACCAGUCCGGCAGCAAACCGAAGAAAGCUCGAGUCAAUACCGCCGUCUACGUCACCUCCCUUCCGCUCGAUGCAGACGAUGAAGAAAUCCACCAUGUCUUCUCCAAGUGCGGUGUCAUCGCUGAAGAGAUCGACUCGGGAAAGCCACGGAUAAAGAUGUAUGAGGACGACAAGGGUCAGUUCAAGGGUGAUGCGCUCGUUGUGUAUUUUCGCCCAGAAUCUGUCGAUCUGGCUGUCCAGAUGCUCGACGACACAGACUUCCGGCUGGGUGAACAAGGCCCGGCUGGCAAGAUGAGGGUGCAGGCGGCGGACUUCUCGUAUAAGAGUCAACAGGAUGCGCCAGCCAAGACGAGCAACAAGGACAAGAAAAAGAUAAUCAAGCGAACGGCCAAGAUGAAUGCCAAAUUGACCGAUUGGGACGACGAUGACCCUCAGACACUGAACGAGACGAGCUCCAAAUGGGAUAAAGUCGUCAUCCUGAAGCAUAUGUUCACUCUGCAAGAGCUGGAGGAGGACCCAUCAGCAAUGCUCGAGAUCAAAGAGGACAUCCGAGAUGAAUGCGCAAAGCUCGGCGAAGUUACAAACGUCGUGCUCUUCGACAAGGAAGACGAGGGUGUUGCGAGCGUGCGGUUCUCGAAUGCCGAAGCCGCUGCUUCCUGUGUGCGCCUCAUGAAUGGACGGUGGUUCGACGAGAAACAGCUGGAAGCAUAUAUAGCAACAGGGAAUGAGAAAUUCAAGAAAUCGGGCGACAAGAAAGCGGGAUAUGUUGACGACGAAGACGAUGAGGAAGGAGGCCGGCUGGACGCGUUCGGCUCUUGGCUUGAAGAAGAAAGAUGA